Recurvomyces mirabilis is the source of this 1992-nucleotide messenger RNA. RefSeq names its product Amino-acid acetyltransferase, mitochondrial (gene ARG2). Gene Ontology annotation, molecular function: L-glutamate N-acetyltransferase activity, acting on acetyl-CoA as donor. Gene Ontology annotation, biological process: L-arginine biosynthetic process; L-ornithine biosynthetic process. Lineage: Eukaryota; Fungi; Ascomycota; Dothideomycetes; Mycosphaerellales; Teratosphaeriaceae. The transcript has a single exon. Gene Ontology annotation, cellular component: mitochondrial matrix. The record is from RefSeq and is a predicted model, not a curated record. The coding region runs from base 1 to 1992 and encodes 663 amino acids.
AUGACUAUCUCUACGUUGGCGUUUGGAAAGGCAAGCGCGUUCGGGAAAGCUGAGCCAAGUCUUGUACAGCAGAUCAAAUCAUUGACGGCAACGCGACAUCUCAGCAACGUCGUAAACGCGGGUCAAACCAAUCAUCAUGUCGAGAAUAAUGGCAGACCUACCAAAGCCCUUGACGAGCAGCUGACCCAACGAGAACUCUUCAUGGACGUGUUGAGUGCCAAUGCUACCCGACGGGAUGCAAAGCAGUAUCUCGCUCGGUUCAAGCCGGCCAAAUCAAAGUCACAAGUAGUAUCCAAGGGCCUAGCUGACCGCAAUGCUCGCCACCGCCAGGACCAAGAACGGCUGGACAGGCUUGGUGUGAAUUUGGGUGGUCUCUAUGCGCCAUCGCGAGCUAUAGCAGCGGCGGCACAAUUCGUACGAGAUGACCGAGCACAGCAGACCGAGGUUGCUAUGCAGCAGUCAAUCAUGCAUGUCGCACUGGUGUGUCUUCGUGCUCCUGAAGUGCUGGAUGCUGCCACGCUGGACGGUCUAGCCACCACGCUGUCACAACUAGUCAAGCUAGACAUGCGCAUCGCCAUCGUACUUGAUAUCGCCGGUACGAGUACGGAACUUAGUCUCCGAGAACAGCGAUCUCAGUAUGCUGUGCAAGCUGAGCGGUUGUUACAGGCUAUCAGACAUCACAGUCCCGAAGCCUCUCACUUCGUCACUGGAGCAUUGACCGUAUCUGAUCAUACAGACAGCAAGAUCGAAGUUCUGGUGCCGGACUUGAUAAUGGAGCCACUCAAGCGCAGCACGAUCCCGAUCAUCCCACCGCUGGCAUACACAGCUACCGGCCAGCUCAAGAAAGUAGAUGUUGGCAGCGUCAUGGUAGCACUCACUCGCAUGCUAUCGAUCAGUUCAAAAGAUCAACAACCUAAAUCGAGCAAGUCGACCACUCUUACAGAACUAGGCCGCAUCAUCGUCCUGGACCCAGCAGGCGGCGUACCGAGCAAAAGACGAAGUGACGACGCGCACGUCUUCAUCAAUCUCGAGCAAGAAUACGAACCCAUCCAGAAGGAGCUCUCCCUCUAUGCAUCAUGGGACGACACUGUCAGCCGACCGAACAUGUUUGAUCAACACCAAGCGAACCUGCGGAUGCUGAAAGACUGCUUGGCAAUCCUACCCGCAGCCUCAUCCGGUCUAGUCAUCUCACCACAAGACGCAGCCUCGUCUUCGCAAACGACCCGAACACAAGCGACAACCAUCGAUACCGGCACGAGAAGGCAGAAGAACACCCUCAUCCACAACCUCUUGACUAACAAACCCAUGGUCUCUUCCUCCCUCCCCACAGCUCGUCUUUCAAGCGUGACGGACUCUAGUCAGACAAUAGCAGCAGCGACAGCCACCCUAGUAAAACGCGGCAUGCCCGUCACCAUCAUCCCGGCACCCCACCCCCAACACGGCUGGCAAGUCCCCCUAAACGGAACCACGGGCCUCGAUCUCCAAAACGACCCUCGCAUCAGUUUCCCGCGCCUUCUACAUCUAAUCGAAGACUCCUUCCGUCGCAAGCUGGAUGUCGAACACUACAUGUCUCGUAUCCGUGACCGGACAGCCGGGAUCAUAAUAGCAGGCGACUACGAAGGCGCUGCGAUCCUGACGUGGGAGACGCCGCCACCAAACACAUCGUCACAGCCCUCGCCUCCCGUCCCCUACCUCGACAAAUUUGCCGUCCUCCAAUCCUCCCAGGGCUCCUCGGGGGUAGCAGAUAUCUUAUUCCAAUCCAUGGUGCGCUCGUGCUUUCCCCGGGGGGUAUGUUGGCGCAGUCGUCAGGAUAAUCCGGUGAAUAAGUGGUAUUUUGAGCGGGCGGCGGGGAGUUGGAAGGUCCCGGGGUCUGGGUGGACGAUGUUUUGGACGGGGGAGGGGGUUGUGGAGGAUGAGGUGAAGUGGGCGGGGUAUGAGGGGGUGUGUAGGGGCGUGGGACCUAGUUGGGCGGAGGGGGCCAGGUUGGAUUAG